Messenger RNA from Megalops cyprinoides (Indo-Pacific tarpon), 807 nucleotides. RefSeq lists its product as uncharacterized. NCBI's taxonomy places the organism in Eukaryota, Metazoa, Chordata, Actinopteri, Elopiformes, Megalopidae. The record is from RefSeq and is a predicted model, not a curated record. Bases 1 to 807 code for a protein of 268 amino acids. The transcript is spliced from 3 exons.
AUGUUCAAGAAAAUGAAUGCUGUUUUCCGUCCAAACAAGGGACAAAAAUGUCGAGAUGGCCACAAGUUAGACAGCUACCACAGCGCGGGUACAGUAAAGUUGGUGCGCAGCACGUCCCUGCUAGCAGUGGGAGAAAGCAGGCAAAGUGCUGGCGGGUCCACGUUAAAACGCAGCAGCAGUUCUGUUAUGAUCGACGUCACUACGCCCCUUUAUGACUACCACAAACACGGGGAUCGGAUUUGGUUGCAUUCCCAAAAACAGGAUUGUCUUCAGUACUUGGAGGAGUUAGUCGCUUUGAGAAGGCAGUACACAAACUGUGUCAACAAUUUAAAUUGCAAGGAAAAGAAAGCCACGGUCUCUGCCAAAAAGAAACCGGCUCCCUCUCCGCCCUCCUCUAAAAAUGCGCAGACAGCCAAAGCCUCAGGCCGGGUGUCCCCAGUCCCCAACGAGGAGGACGCUCUGGAGUUUUUUGACUCCAUCAUUGCAAGCUGUGCCCCCGUGCCCGAGAGGAACCCUCCUGUCGACAACGGACACGAGGACGUGGAUUUCAUCGUCGCCACCAGCUCCAGUGAGCACGACCUCCACUCCAACUGGACCCUGCGUGUCCCCAGGAGGGUCGCAGUCAGUGAGACUGAGCUGAAGGAGCCACACUGGGUCCCCAACAACGACCGCGACCGCACAGCCAAGAAAGGGGGCGAGGGCGGGACCAUGAGACGGCUGCAGAGGAACCCCAUCCACCUGCCGAAGGUGGUGGAGAGCACGUUCCGUACGCUGCGUCUAAAGCACACGCUGAGGAAAAAGGAUUAG